Messenger RNA from Puntigrus tetrazona (Sumatra barb), 1950 nucleotides. It is a transcript of the gene arglu1a, whose product is annotated as arginine and glutamate rich 1a. Bases 229 to 987 code for a protein of 252 amino acids. Lineage: Eukaryota; Metazoa; Chordata; Actinopteri; Cypriniformes; Cyprinidae. The transcript is spliced from 4 exons. Gene Ontology annotation, cellular component: nucleoplasm; mitochondrion. The record is from RefSeq and is a predicted model, not a curated record. Gene Ontology annotation, molecular function: cadherin binding.
CGAGCCCGUUGCAUUCUGGGAAAAGGAAGACCGGAGGUGGUGGCCAUAUUGUUUGAUUCCGCAGAUUCACUGGAGCAGAAAGCAACAAAAAUUCUCAUUAAACGAGCUCAUAUUUAAAAAAAAAUUACACGGGUAACCGUCUCGUAAUAUUAUACGAGGUCGCUGCAGACCGUGCUGCGUUCACAAGACCCUCUUUAGCGCUGUUAGUCGGAUUUGUUCGUGCAGAAUAUGGGUCGCUCCCGGAGUCGCAGCACGUCCCGGUCCAAACACUCGAAACACAGCCGCAGACGGAGUCGCUCCAGAUCCAAAUCCAGCAAGAAAAGGAGCAGAUCGAAGGAAGUGAAGAGGAACAGAAGGUCCCGCUCGAGGUCAGGCAGCAAGAGGGACAGAGGUUGCUCACCCCCCGACCGAACCGACAUGUUCGGCCGGACACUGAGCAAGAGGAACACCGACGAGAAGCAGAAGAGAGAAGAGGAUGAAAGGAGAGUAGAGAUAGAGAGACAGAGGAAGAUCCGUCAACAGGAGAUCGAGGAGCGUCUGAUUGAGGAGGAGACAGCGAGGCGCGUGGAGGAGCUUGUGGCGCGGCGUGUAGAGGAGGAGCUUGAGAAGCGGCGCGAUGAGAUCGAGCAUGAGGUGCUGCGGCGGGUGGAGGAGGCCAAGCGCAUCAUGGAGGCACAGCUUUUACAGGAGCUAGAGAGGCAGAGGCAGGCCGAACUGAACGCCCAGAAAGCCAGAGAGGCGGAAGAAAAAUCCAAACGAGAGGAGCUGGAGAGAAUUUUGGAAGAAAACAACCGAAAGAUUGCUGAUGCUCAGGCUAAGCUGGCUGAGGAUCAGCUCCGUAUUGUGGAAGAACAAAGGAAGAUCCACGAGGAACGCAUGAAGCUAGAGCAGGAGAGGCAGAAACAGCAGAAGGAGGAACAGAAGAUGAUAUUGGGGAAGGGCAAGUCCCGACCUCGUCUCUCCUUCACUCUCAAAGCCACAGAAUGACCUCUCUUCUCUUCUCUUCUCUUCUCUUCUCUCCUCUCCUCUCUUCGGAUGUGUGCUUCAUGUUGAAGUGAAUCGGAGUCUCAAAGAGAGGUCUGCCCUGUGCCCUGCUCUUCAUAAACCUUGGAAAAAGAAAAACAUUUGAAUCCUCACGCUUCAAAACCGGACUUGCAGGCAUCACCUCUGACUUACAGAUCAGCGGCCAUCUUUUGCUUUCUUCAGUAUGUUGUAUUGAUAUUUGACACCGUUACGCUGGAUGCACCUUCAGAAACACAGGGCAUUUUUUCGUUUUUUAACGGCAAGCAAAUAAUAAUGAAUAAGUGUACAUAUGUGUAUAUGCGUGUGCAUGGUUGGUCGGUCUAUAUAUCAGUGGUUUGGGAGCUCUGUUGGUACAAGCUCAGUCUAACUGCUGUUCUUGCGUUCAAAGAAUAGGGGAAGUACAAAAAAUCUUAAAAAAAUGUAAAUUGACAGACUUUGUUUUGUGCUUAUCAGUGAACGUGUGCUGCAGGAGUGAGUGAAAGCAUUUUGUAUUUUUUAGGUUGUGGACUGAACACCUCAAAACAUAGUUUCUAAAAUGCUGCUUAACACAUUGUUCCCAUAAUCACCAGAUAAGAACUGCGUUUAUAGCAUUGUAACCUAGAUCACAUUUGUUCUUUUUGAUGCACCGUGCUUAAAUUGCUCUUUUUUUUUUAACGUGUGGCUAGCUAACUUAUUUAGAAUUCAUAAUGCAAGCAUUUUGGUGAAAAAAGGUUACAAUGUUACAAAGUCUUGUAAUGUGUCUAGUGCUCGGUUGGUACCUUAAGGAAAUCGGGAAUCACAGGUAAGACUAGUUAGGGUGUGUGUGCGAGCGAGUUUGUGUGGGUGUAUGAGUGUAUGCUACAGGGUGUUCUUGUCUUGUGGUAAAUUACCCCUUUGCUUGUGAACUGGGACAUUUAGUGUGAUGACCAAUAAAUCCCAUGAACACAA